Molecule: messenger RNA, 3633 nt
Organism: Schistocerca serialis cubense
Lineage: Eukaryota; Metazoa; Arthropoda; Insecta; Orthoptera; Acrididae
Product: mediator of RNA polymerase II transcription subunit 12-like
Exons: 6
Coding region: 1-3633 (1210 amino acids)
Source: RefSeq, a predicted model, not a curated record
AUGGAGCCGCCGAUCCACCCGGAGGCUGAGAGGGCCGGCGGCAGGCCCGCGGAGAGACGGCAACCGGGGGCUGGGACGGUGACCCGAGGUCUCUGUACGUACCCAAAGGAGAUUGAUGACACAGAGGACACAGUAUCAAAAGGUGACGGCGAUGUAGCUCUUGAAGAACAUGUACCUCCCACAUAUGUCAAGCACGGAGAAGAGGGCAAGGGAGAAGAGGGCAAGGGAGAAGAGGGCAAGGGAGAAGAGGGCAAGGGAGAAGAGGGCAAGGGAGAAGAGGGCAAGGGAGAAGAGGGCAAGGGAGAAGAGGGCAAGGGAGAAGAGGGCAAGGGAGAAGAGGGCAAGGGAGAAGAGGGCAAGGGAGAAGAGGGCAAGGGAGAAGAGGGCAAGGGAGAAGAGGGCAAGGGAGAAGAGGGCAAGGGAGAAGAGGGCAAGGGAGAAGAGGGCAAGGGAGAAGAGGGCAAGGGAGAAGAGGGCAAGGGAGAAGAGGGCAAGGGAGAAGAGGGCAAGGGAGAAGAGGGCAAGGGAGAAGAGGGCAAGGGAGAAGAGGGCAAGGGAGAAGAGGGCAAGGGAGAAGAGGGCAAGGGAGAAGAGGGCAAGGGAGAAGAGGGCAAGGGAGAAGAGGGCAAGGGAGAAGAGGGCAAGGGAGAAGAGGGCAAGGGAGAAGAGGGCAAGGGAGAAGAGGGCAAGGGAGAAGAGGGCAAGGGAGAAGAGGGCAAGGGAGAAGAGGGCAAGGGAGAAGAGGGCAAGGGAGAAGAGGGCAAGGGAGAAGAGGGCAAGGGAGAAGAGGGCAAGGGAGAAGAGGGCAAGGGAGAAGAGGGCAAGGGAGAAGAGGGCAAGGGAGAAGAGGGCAAGGGAGAAGAGGGCAAGGGAGAAGAGGGCAAGGGAGAAGAGGGCAAGGGAGAAGAGGGCAAGGGAGAAGAGGGCAAGGGAGAAGAGGGCAAGGGAGAAGAGGGCAAGGGAGAAGAGGGCAAGGGAGAAGAGGGCAAGGGAGAAGAGGGCAAGGGAGAAGAGGGCAAGGGAGAAGAGGGCAAGGGAGAAGAGGGCAAGGGAGAAGAGGGCAAGGGAGAAGAGGGCAAGGGAGAAGAGGGCAAGGGAGAAGAGGGCAAGGGAGAAGAGGGCAAGGGAGAAGAGGGCAAGGGAGAAGAGGGCAAGGGAGAAGAGGGCAAGGGAGAAGAGGGCAAGGGAGAAGAGGGCAAGGGAGAAGAGGGCAAGGGAGAAGAGGGCAAGGGAGAAGAGGGCAAGGGAGAAGAGGGCAAGGGAGAAGAGGGCAAGGGAGAAGAGGGCAAGGGAGAAGAGGGCAAGGGAGAAGAGGGCAAGGGAGAAGAGGGCAAGGGAGAAGAGGGGGAGAAGAGGGCAAGGGAGAAGAGGGCAAGGGAGAAGAGGGCAAGGGAGAAGAGGGCAAGGGAGAAGAGGGCAAGGGAGAAGAGGGCAAGGGAGAAGAGGGCAAGGGAGAAGAGGGCAAGGGAGAAGAGGGCAAGGGAGAAGAGGGCAAGGGAGAAGAGGGCAAGGGAGAAGAGGGCAAGGGAGAAGAGGGCAAGGGAGAAGAGGGCAAGGGAGAAGAGGGCAAGGGAGAAGAGGGCAAGGGAGAAGAGGGCAAGGGAGAAGAGGGCAAGGGAGAAGAAGGCAAGGGAGAAGAGGGCAAGGGAGAAGAAGGCAAGGGAGAAGAAGGCAAGGGAGAAGAAGGCAAGGGAGAAGAAGGCAAGGGAGAAGAAGGCAAGGGAGAAGAAGGCAAGGGAGAAGAAGGCAAGGGAGAAGAAGGCAAGGGAGAAGAAGGCAAGGGAGAAGAAGGCAAGGGAGAAGAAGGCAAGGGAGAAGAAGGCAAGGGAGAAGAAGGCAAGGGAGAAGAAGGCAAGGGAGAAGAAGGCAAGGGAGAAGAAGGCAAGGGAGAAGAAGGCAAGGGAGAAGAAGGCAAGGGAGAAGAAGGCAAGGGAGAAGAAGGCAAGGGAGAAGAAGGCAAGGGAGAAGAAGGCAAGGGAGAAGAAGGCAAGGGAGAAGAAGGCAAGGGAGAAGAAGGCAAGGGAGAAGAAGGCAAGGGAGAAGAAGGCAAGGGAGAAGAGGGCAAGGGAGAAGAGGGCAAGGGAGAAGAGGGCAAGGGAGAAGAGGGCAAGGGAGAAGAGGGCAAGGGAGAAGAGGGCAAGGGAGAAGAGGGCAAGGGAGAAGAAGGCAAGGGAGAAGAAGGCAAGGGAGAAGAAGGCAAGGGAGAAGAAGGCAAGGGAGAAGAAGGCAAGGGAGAAGAAGGCAAGGGAGAAGAAGGCAAGGGAGAAGAAGGCAAGGGAGAAGAAGGCAAGGGAGAAGAAGGCAAGGGAGAAGAAGGCAAGGGAGAAGAAGGCAAGGGAGAAGAAGGCAAGGGAGAAGAAGGCAAGGGAGAAGAAGGCAAGGGAGAAGAAGGCAAGGGAGAAGAAGGCAAGGGAGAAGAAGGCAAGGGAGAAGAAGGCAAGGGAGAAGAAGGCAAGGGAGAAGAAGGCAAGGGAGAAGAAGGCAAGGGAGAAGAAGGCAAGGGAGAAGAAGGCAAGGGAGAAGAAGGCAAGGGAGAAGAAGGCAAGGGAGAAGAAGGCAAGGGAGAGAGCUGCGACACCGGCGGCGGCGGUACCAAGGUCACGGGGGCAUCGUCAACGCUGGCGGAUGGCGCAGCCGGUCGGGCCGGCGGAGGAGCCGGUGGAGCCUGCAGCCGCUGUGGAGAUGACUGCUGUUGCUGCUAGAUGGGGUCUGGCACCCCUGCACGCCAACCACAGGCGGAAGAGAUCACAUCCGGGCGGCCGGAAGAAGGCGGCAGAGCGGUUUGCCGGGAAGACCCUGAUAUCAGCGCUGGAGUUGGUUGCGGUGCCGGCAGACCACUUUGUCGGCAAUGCGGACAUCAAAGAGCUGACGGCCUUGCGGCUGGACGAUCACCCCCUCAAUCCAUCCGGCUCUCGGGCCGAAACGUCGCGCCUAGAUAAGGGAUCCCGGAACAAAGGGAGCCUGUGCAGUCGGAACCCAUUGUUUGGGUCCGGGCCGGAGGAGGUGCCAAAGAGUGAGAGUGGUGCUGAGGAGAGUGAGAGUGGUGCUGAGGAGAGUGAGAGUGGUGCUGAGGAGAGUGAGAGUGGAGCUGAGGAGAGUGAGAGUGGAGCUGAGGAGAGUGAGAGUGGUGCUGAGGAGAGUGAGAGUGGUGCUGAGGAGAGUGAGAGUGGUGCUGAGGAGAGUGAGAGUGGUGCUGAGGAGAGUGAGAGUGGUGCUGAGGAGAGUGAGAGUGGUGCUGAGGAGAGUGAGAGUGGUGCUGAGGAGAGUGAGAGUGGUGCUGAGGAGAGUGAGAGUGGUGCUGAGGAGAGUGAGAGUGGUGCUGAGGAGAGUGAGAGUGGUGUUGAGGAGAGUGGGAGUGGUGCUGAGGAGAGUGGGAGUGGUGCUGAGGAGAGUGGGAGUGGUGCUGAGGAGAGUGGGAGUGGUGCUGAGGAGAGUGGGAGUGGUGCUGAGGAGAGUGAGAGUGGUGCUGAGGAGAGUGAGAGUGGUGCUGAGGAGAGUGAGAGUGGUGCUGAGGAGAGUGAGAGUGGUGCUGAGGAGAGUGAGAGUGGUGCUGAGGAGAGUGAGAGUGGUGCUGAGGAGAGAGUUUUUGCUUUGGGAGGAGAGUGCCAUCAAGAUAACAGCCAUGGUAAGUGA